AGAAAUAGAAUAAGUAUUUAAAUAAAACCUUAAAUAGAAGCUGCCUGAUAAACUGCAACACAUUUAAAGAUCUCAGAAAGCAACAUGUCAUGCCGCGAUCUAAAGCAAUUCCAAAACAUGAGAAACAUGUCAAGUAAUUGAAGCAUCAGUCUGAAAAUAGUUUCAAAUCAUUGCUAAGGCUUUGGGACUCCAGUGAAAGCCAUUGACUACAAAUGCAGUAAAUUUGGAAAUAGUGAAUCUUCACAGGAGUGUUCGUCUUAACCACAUUACUCAAAGAUGACACAUCCAGGAGUUCCAAAAUGAGCCUAGAACAACAUCUAAAGCUAAUGUUCCUCAGUUAAGUUUCGUGUUUACGAUUCAUAAAAAAAAAUUAAAAAAACGAGACUGGCCAAAAAUGUUCCAGGGCAAAGGACACAGAGACUCGUCUCACAUUUACAGUCUUUAUAUUUUGAUUAAAGACUUUUGAGCAAAUAUUCUGCGGACUGAUGACACAAAAGUUCAACUUUUUGUAAGGUGUGUGUCCCGUUUCAUCUGGUAUAAAACACAGCAUUUCCCAAAAACAACAUCAUACCAACAGUCACUUGCCAUAAUUGUUAAAACCAUGAAUUCUGCACUCUACCAGAAAAUCCUGAGGAACAUCCAGCCAUCAGUUCAUGAGCUCUAACUCAAGUGCACUUGGGUUAAGCAGCAGUACAGUGAUCUAAAACUCUGAAUUCCUCCACAGCCAUGUGCAAGACUCUUUACCAGCAGCAUUCUUCAGCAGGAGAGAGUCAGGAUUUCAUUUUUACUUUCGAGACUUGGAGUGCAGGGGAUCCUCCCAGUGUGCAGACUCGCUGCUGAUACCCAGCAACACUCUCCUUUUCUCCUGGAGAGACAUGAUGGAGAGAGGAGAAGGGAAAAACUCAGAGGAAACAGGGUUUAAGAGCUUUUACAGAAUGCUGUGCAUUUUACAUCUUCUCACCUGGGCAGUGAUGAUGGGGUCAUGUUCUCAAUUGUGCUGCAUCAUUCCUCACUGUGUCCACUUUCUACUGAUCCUAACGUGCAGCACUGUUCCGGCACUGGCUCCAUUCACCAUAAAAGCGAAGCUCCAUCAAUCCGUUGACCUCAUCUGUAAGCAAGAGUGUCCUGGAACAUUGAAAUGGGUCACAGAUAAUCAGCCAGAUGAUGUACUGGCUCAGUGUGAUCAGACGUCCUGUAGGUCGAAGGAGGGAUAUAUAAUCUCCCAUGAGGAGUACAAGACUGGAUCUCUGUCCCUCACCGUCAUGGAAGCUGAUUACAGUAAGAGGAUGGUCUAUGCCUGUGAAUGCAAUGCUGAAGACCUCUGUCAUGUGUGGCUCUGCCUUGAGCCUGAGCGGUCAUCAGUUGAGCUGAAGCCUGGUGAAGAUCUGGUCCUGGAUUUGCCCAUCCCAGAGCCAGUGGAGGUGAUCUAUAACAGCAGUGAUUUGUUUGGGCCACAGUAUGAGCAGAUCUGCACUGUGGUUGGAGGAUCAUUACAGUGUAAAGAUGAAUACAGAGGAGAGUAUCACUCCGUUAUCCAACCCUCCUGCUGAAAUCUCUAAACGUGUCUGACAGCGGCGUCUACAUCGUUCGGGACAUGAAGAACAGUGAAGAUAUUCAUGUUUAUGGCGUCUCAGUGAAAGGUUGGUUUGUGCUUCGGGGUGGAAAAAGAAAUUUCUUUAAUGACCGAGUUAUUUAUAAAUGUUCCACCUUCCUGAUCCUGAUAGACAUGAAGAAGACGAACACAAGUUUGAAGGUUCUUUGUGGACUUGUAGGAACAGUGAUACUGGUUGGUGUCACAGUGGCAAUAAUUGUGUAUCUAAAGACAAGCACAAUGCAGGCGAAAGACACGUAGGUACAGACAUGACGUAAACACGAUGGUGCAACACCAGAGUUCAGCAUUAAAUAACCCUCAUUUAUUCUCCAGCAGAUAAAAGAGCAUGAAGAGAGGUGAAGAUCUAACAGCCGACUGGAAAGAGGAAAUGUUUUAUUUCUCAGCAUGUUUCCACACAGUACAGCUUCCUCAGUCUGAGGAGGAACCUACAGUGAAACAAAACAAAGACUUUUCAGCACAAAACUGGAUCAAGGCCUUGCUGUAAGAACAUCUCCACUGUUCUGAUUAUAUUCUCGAUCCAGUGGCUUUUAUUAUUUGCUUUCUUUCAACUCCAAGAGCAUUUCAGGUUCUCAGAAGCAGUAACUGGAAAACACUGUGACUGAGAUACAACUUCUUGAUUUUUAAGAAGAAAGCUCUUCACAAUGAAAGACAUAAAGGUUCCUCUUUGGUGGAAUGUACAGGACCAAAGCAUCAAUUAGGAGACACGUCCACAGUGUGUAGAAGUUUCAGUACUGUAGGUAACUACACAUUACAGAAAGGAGAGAUUGGGAAGCAUCUGAAAACACAUCAAAAGCAUUCAGAAGCAAGAAGACCAUCUAGAGAUCAAAGAACACGGUUUACUAUACACAACGAGAUUUAUUUUACUGGGGUGUUUAGAAUACAGGUACAGAAUGAGGUGUGUGUGAGUGUGUGUGUGUGUGUGUGUGUUCCAUCUCACUGAACUGGAAAUCAACAGGGUACAAAUAUAUAUUUCACCCUAAAGCUAUGUGAAUAGUGGACUGUGAUUGGCUGGAGGUUCAGGUGUGAAUAGUGGACUGUGAUUGGCUGGAGGUUCAGGUGUGAAUAGUGGAUUGUGAUUGGUGGAGGUUCAGGUGUGAAUAGUGGAUUGUGAUUGGCUGGAACAGGCUGCUUAUAAACACCUGUAACCAUAGUAACGUCCAGUUCCAGGACUGGAUGUUGCACAUUUUCUAACUGAUCUCCAUGGAGGAGUUUUGUGGUGGUGGAACUUCUUUGGUGAAUACGGAGGUUUUAAUAAACGAGGUACAAGAUGAAUUUGAUAAAUUGGGAAAAAACAGGUUGAAAUGUGGAACAGAAGAAAAAACAGGAUCUGGAGUUACUCCAACAGCUUCAUUAUUAGUCUUCCAGAUGCAGCACAUUAACUGGACUACUUUGUGUGUGUGAUUCGGAGCAGCAGAACUGUAGAUGUAACGAGUCGUAUAUAAAAUGCGUAAUAAAAAUAAAGUGUUAUUUUGAUCUGUUCAGUCAGUUUUACACAGCAAACACCUUUUACUCCUCAAUGCUGGAAGUGAUGAUGGAAUGAGGUGAUCAUCCACAGCUAGUGGUGAGAACUUCCACCAUUAUAACGCUCUCCUUUAGGCUGGUAUUCUCUAUUGACUUGAAAUAUAUUUUUAGAGUAUAAGCAGUGUUAGUGACUAACAUGGUGCAUGUAAAUAGUAUUUAAAGCUCUUUUUGUAGAACAUGUGUGAUUAGAUCAGCUUUCUGUCUUCAUCUGUAAUUCUUUGUAUAUGAACACAAUGUUGUGUGUGUAAACGUAACUGUCCUGGUGCAUGUAUAUGUUCUCUGUCAUUCAUUUAUUUAUAGAACAUCAAUCCUGAUCAUGGACAUGUGUAUUUGUGUGUGGUGCUAUGAGGUGGUCCAGGGUCCUGUUCAGGAUGUGGUCCAACCUGAAGUCUAGUAUUACUAAGACUCGAGAUCCACCACAACCCCCGAGCAGGACACGGGCCGAGAGACAACGUGAUUCUAAUCAGAGAAUCUGUAACUAAUAAACCUGAGCUACAAUAAAACAACUGGUGUGUGUGUGUGUGU
Molecule: messenger RNA, 3658 nt
Organism: Silurus meridionalis
Lineage: Eukaryota; Metazoa; Chordata; Actinopteri; Siluriformes; Siluridae
Exons: 5
Coding region: 876-1550 (224 amino acids)
Source: RefSeq, a predicted model, not a curated record